AUGGACGAUCAGCAGAUGAUAGAUUUCAUCCCAAGGAUCGCCAAACUAGGCUAUUGUUGGCAGUUUAUUACUCCAGCAUGAUUUCAUGCUGACGCCCUCAUUAUCGACACAUUUGCUAAAGAUUUUACACGACGGGGAAUGUUUGCAUACGUUGAGAAAGUCCAGAGGGAGAAGAGGAAACAUGGAGUUGACACAUUGACUCAUCAGAAAUGGUCUGGUGCAAAUUGUUAUGACAGAGUUCAGAGGACUGUCCAGGGAGGAAUCACUUCAACUGCUACUAUGGGCAAAGGGGUGACUGAAGAACAGUUUCAAGAGACAUGGACGAGGCCGGGAAUGACUGAUGGCAGCGUCGUGAUUGCAAAUGCCAGAAUGUAA
This is a messenger RNA of Olea europaea var. sylvestris, 375 nucleotides long. RefSeq names its product isocitrate lyase. Gene Ontology annotation, biological process: carboxylic acid metabolic process. Gene Ontology annotation, molecular function: isocitrate lyase activity. Gene Ontology annotation, cellular component: glyoxysome. The transcript is spliced from 2 exons. Lineage: Eukaryota; Viridiplantae; Streptophyta; Magnoliopsida; Lamiales; Oleaceae. The record is from RefSeq and is a predicted model, not a curated record.